Molecule: messenger RNA, 894 nt
Organism: Phaeoacremonium minimum UCRPA7
Lineage: Eukaryota; Fungi; Ascomycota; Sordariomycetes; Togniniales; Togniniaceae
Product: putative alcohol dehydrogenase protein
Exons: 2
Coding region: 1-894 (297 amino acids)
Molecular function (GO): oxidoreductase activity
Source: RefSeq, a predicted model, not a curated record
AUGAUGGCGACGGGAACCUACUAUUGGGGCCAGUCUGAUCCCGUCGUACCUGUCUCCGAUGGAGCAGGAGAGGUCAUCAGCGUCGGUAGCAAGGUCAGGCGAUUCAAACUAGGCGACGGUGUCAUCCCGACUUUCUAUCAAUGGUUCACUGCCGGCACUCUCAACUGGCAAAUCAUAGACUCGUCCCUUGGCGCAAAAGCAGACGGGGUGCUACGCGAAUAUGCUGUAUUCAACGAAGAAGGCCUCGUCCACAUGCCCUCUAACCUGUCCUACGAAGAAGCUGCAACGCUUCCCUGCGCCGGCCUCACAGCCUGGAACUGCCUUUAUGGUCCACGAUCACUGCGAGCCGGUGACACCGUCGUGACCCAGGGCACUGGCGGUGUUAGCAUGUUCGCUCUGCAAUUUGCGGUGGCUGCAGGCGCAGAGGUCAUUUCAACGACAAGCUCGAAGGACAAGGCCGAGCGUCUAACGCAGCUCGGCGCUCGUCAUGUUAUCAACUACAAGGAAGACGCAAACUGGGGCGAGACAGCAAAGAAACUGUCUGUGGGUCAGCAAGGAGCCAACUAUGUAAUUGAGAUAGGCGGACCGGCCACCAUUCAUCAGAGCUCUAAGGCUGCUGCGGUGGGAGGCGAGGUAACCAUCGUUGGCAGACGCAGUGUGGAGGCGGGCAGCAAGGAAGUCGCUGCUUGGAAUCCACAUGGCGUGGUUCAUGGGACAAGGCGCAUUACGGUGGGCAGUCGAGUCGAGUUCGAAGCAAUGAACAGGGCAAUCGAGGUGAAUAAGAUCCAGCCGGUCAUUGAUGAUAGGAUCUUUGCUUUUGAGGAGGCAAAGGAAGCUUUCCAAUACCUGUGGGACCAGAAGCAUAUUGGAAAGGUGAUCAUCAAGAUCAGAUGA